This is a messenger RNA of Phytophthora infestans T30-4, 1533 nucleotides long. Its product is annotated as kinesin-like protein. Bases 1 to 1533 code for a protein of 510 amino acids. The transcript is spliced from 3 exons. Gene Ontology annotation, biological process: microtubule-based movement; mitotic spindle organization. Gene Ontology annotation, molecular function: microtubule binding; ATP binding; microtubule motor activity. NCBI's taxonomy places the organism in Eukaryota, Oomycota, Peronosporomycetes, Peronosporales, Peronosporaceae. The record is from RefSeq and is a predicted model, not a curated record.
AUGAACGCAAUAGAGCGCUCAAGAGGGGAUCAGUCUGUCAAUAACAACAACUCUGGGUCAGCUCGUGAGCUUGUCCGCAGUUUUCAGUUUGACUUAUGUGCGUCGGAGGAGCUUUCACAGAGGCAGUUCUUUAGCGCUUGUGGGGUGGUGCCCCUACUCGAGUCAGUGGUGGAAGGGUAUUUUGCAACAGUCUUUGCUUAUGGCCAAACUGGGUCAGGCAAAACUUUCAGUAUGUCGGGCCUCGACGAGCUUUCAGUAGGUGCAGCAUUACGAAAUGAUCGAAAAGACUCCAACGCAAUGGAUCUAUCGGAUGGGCUGAUCCCGCGAGCACUUAAACACCUCUUCUCUCUUUUGGAGCAAGCAUCAAUCGACGUGAAGACUGUCGUUCGUGCGUCGUACUGUGAAAUUUACAAUGAACAAGUGUUCGACCUACUCAACCCGGGAUCAGGGGGACUGAACGUGCGAUGGAACGCACGCGUCGGCUUCUACGUCCAGGACCUUCUUGUCGUGCGCUGUGACUCGCUUUCUGAUGUGCUAGCUGUUGUCGCCGAGGGUCAUCGAAAUCGUCGCGUGGCAUCACAUAAGACAAACGCCGAUUCAAGCCGCAGUCAUUCGCUGCUAACUGUCCAUGUGGAUCGAACUGAGACGCGCGACUCGGACAGCGGGAAAAGUAAUGGCAUCACCCGGUACGGGAAAAUAAGUUUUGUGGAUCUUGCUGGUAGUGAACGACUAAAGGAGACAAAGUCCAGUAAUGCCGAAGAAACUAGCAAUAUCAACCGCAGUCUUCUCACCUUGGGAAAGGUUAUCUCAGCAUUGGCAAUAUCAUCAACAGGAGGAAAUGCCGGUGCAGCGAGCGUUGGUAGUUUUAUCCCAUACCGCGACAGCAAGCUAACUAAACUAUUGAUGGAUUCACUUGGUGGUCAGAGCUUGACCCUUAUGAUUGCAUGUGUAUCUCCGUCGGCGGUAGCACUGGAGGACACACUUAGCACGCUGAACUAUGCUACCAGAGCCAAGAAUAUUCGCAACAAGCCGGUGGUUCAAGUGGACCCCAUUGAGUUGGAACUAAACAAUCUGCGGCAUGAAAACCAUGUACUUCGAACUGAGAAUCAUGCACUUCGCCUUCGGCUACAACUUGCUGGCCCGAUGUCGAAUCAAUCUGCUAAUCAGUUCUUACGACAGCCUAGUCUAGCGUCCGUUGUGUCCACCUCACGCUUGCUUCCAGUGAUCAGCUCAUCGCCUUCUUCUCGCGGUGCAACGAAACAAUCACUACCCCCUGAGUCACCUUUGCGGCGCAAUCAGCUCCAGGUCCUUCAGGACGACCAUGAUAAGCUGACACAACGGGCUCUCGUAGCAGAACAACGUCUUCAGAAAAUUGAAGCUGAGAACAGGUCUUUCCGACAGCGUCAAAACGGAAUGAGCGGUCCAAAUAACGAGAUGAGGUAUUUGCGAGAACAGGUGCAGCAGCUACAGCAACGCGAGCAGGAGCUGAUGCAGGCUUUGGUACUCUCGACGAAGUCGAGGGCGGCGCGAUGA